Cariama cristata (Red-legged seriema) is the source of this 558-nucleotide messenger RNA. RefSeq names its product Sin3A-associated protein, 30kDa (gene SAP30). The record is from RefSeq and is a predicted model, not a curated record. Gene Ontology annotation, biological process: regulation of DNA-templated transcription. The transcript is spliced from 3 exons. NCBI's taxonomy places the organism in Eukaryota, Metazoa, Chordata, Aves, Cariamiformes, Cariamidae. Gene Ontology annotation, molecular function: protein binding; transcription coregulator activity. The annotation marks the transcript as partial. Gene Ontology annotation, cellular component: histone deacetylase complex.
GCAAGACAUCUGUACAUUUGUGACUUCCACAAAAACUUAAUUCAGAGUGUGAGAAACAGAAGAAAGAGGAAAGGCAGCGAUGAUGAUGGUGACUCCCCAGUGCAAGACAUCGACACUCCAGAGGUUGAUUUAUAUCAGUUACAAGUAAACACACUUCGAAGGUACAAAAGACACUUCAAGCUACAGACCAGACCGGGACUUAACAAAGCACAGCUCGUUGAAAUAAUUGGCUGCCAUUUUAGGACAAUUCCAGUGAAUGAAAAGGACACCUUAACAUAUUUCAUCUACUCGGUGAAGAAUGACAAGAACAAACCAGACCUAAAGAUGGAUAGCGGAGUUCAUUAGAUGGAAAAGGUUGGGACUGAGACUCAGGCUGCAAAUCAAAAGACUGAGGUUUUGUUGGUAUGCAGAAGCUUUCUUUGUAACGUUUUCUCCCCAGAGAGUUUGUCUCUGUUUUAUUUUUCAUAACCUUGCUAAUUUGUUUGAAAACCGUCUCUUAUGAAACAAAUUUCCUCAGCAAAAGUAUUUUAAAUAAAUAUCACUGAUAUUGUUGCUCAA